AUGAAGAGGAAUCUUGACUCAUUCUUGAAAGAGCAAUAUCCACUGGCUUCCGACCCAAACUCCUUCUCUGCCACGCCACCCUCUCGGAUACUCAGACGGAAAUACCUUAUGGCGACUGCUACCAUCCAGCUCACUCCCAAGGAGGAACAGCUUCGCCGUCUUCUUCUCGAUGUAGCCAGAUCCAUUGACGAUUCCCGCCAAGCUUCCGAGCCUAUUGUCCUCCGAUGGGCUGGUGGUUGGGUGCGCGAUAAGCUUCUCAACAUUCAGAGUCAUGAUAUCGACGUCGCAAUCAACGCCAUGACUGGUGUUCCCUUUGCUCAGGCCAUGUGCGAUUAUUGCGAGCAGCCAGAUGCCAUGGCCAAACACAGCAUUGGGCCUGCAGAUAUCGGAAGUCUUCACAACGUUGCCCGCAACCCAGAAAAGUCAAAGCACCUUGAGACGGCCAUGGUGAAGAUAUUCGGACUGGACCUUGAUUUUGUCAAUCUUCGAAAAGAGACAUAUACUGAGGACAGCCGUAACCCUCAGAUGGAGUUUGGCACAGCAGAAGAAGAUGCGCGCCGUCGUGAUGCGACUGUGAAUGCACUCUUUUACAACCUACAUGAUGAUCGUGUUGAGGACUUUACAGGAGGACUUGCCGAUAUGGAUGCCAAGAUUAUGAGAACCCCUUUGGAGCCUUUCCAGACCUUUAUGGAUGACCCUCUACGAGUCUUGCGGCUCGUCCGCUUCGCCAGUCGACUUCAGUUCGAAAUUGAACCUGAGACACGCAAGUUCAUGGCGGAUCCAAAGGUCUUGGAGGCAUUGCGUGUCAAGAUCAGCCGAGAACGGGUUGGUGUAGAGUAUGAAAAGAUGUUGAAAGGAGCCCACCCACAUGAAUCACUUGAAUUAAUCGACGAGCUGCAGCUCUUCCACGCCAUCUUCACAGACCCUGAACACAAGAACCUCCCGACUCCAGAGAUCUCGCGGUGGAGCGUUGCAUACACUUGCCUUGACGAGCUCCUGAAGGAUCAAUCACCAACUUCUGUGGCUGGGCGUCUUAUUACUCCCGAAGAUGCCUCUUCUCCUUUUUAUGCAUGGAACCUUGCUGCUUUGACUCCCUGGAUGAUAGUCGAAGAGCCCUCAAACUUUCGCAAGAAGCCAAGUGCAUAUCCACCCGUAGCUGUCGUCGCUCGGGAAGGCUUCAGAGCUCCAAACAGGCUGGCAGAUGUUGUUGCUGCGUCCUACCGUCAUCGAGAAGCAAUUUUGGAACUGAAAGAGGCUGUCUGUAGCAAAGCUCCAUAUAUCGACGGGCGGGACCGUUUUGGUAUGGCCAUCCGCAAAUGGGAUUCUCCAAAAGAUACUUGGCGACUGCAAGUCCUCAACGCCCUGCUGGUUGAUGCCCUGGAAACACUUCCAACAUGGAGCCGCGAAGGAUCAAAAGAGCAAAGCGACUUCUUAGCAGGCUGGGAAAAGUUCCUCGAUCACCUCACCAAGCUGGAUCUUUACGAAGUCACAACACUCAAAAAGCUACUCGAUGGCAAGGGUCUCGUCAAAGCACUCGGUACGAAACCUGGAAAAUGGACUGGGCCGGCUCUUGACGUGUGUAUUGCAUGGCAACUCCGCAACCCUGAUGCAACAGACCCCGCAGGUGCCAUAGAGGAAGUGCAACGCCGAAGAACAGAGCUCCAGAUACCAUAG
This is a messenger RNA of Fusarium pseudograminearum CS3096, 1674 nucleotides long. RefSeq lists its product as uncharacterized. Bases 1 to 1674 code for a protein of 557 amino acids. The transcript has 3 exons. Gene Ontology annotation, molecular function: RNA binding; ATP:3'-cytidine-cytidine-tRNA adenylyltransferase activity. Gene Ontology annotation, biological process: tRNA 3'-terminal CCA addition. The record is from RefSeq and is a predicted model, not a curated record. NCBI's taxonomy places the organism in Eukaryota, Fungi, Ascomycota, Sordariomycetes, Hypocreales, Nectriaceae.